AUGGAUCUGAGAUCAACACUUCUGCUCAUUGGAGGAUCCGCCUGCUCUUUCAAACUGCUUAAUACAGUUGUGGGAUUCCUGCCAACACCAGAACCAGCGCGCUCAAAAGCAUGGAAGUGGAGGAAUAUCAGCACUUCUUUAGCUCACAGCUCGCUGACCGGAGCAGGAGCGGUUUUAUGUUUCUACCUUCAGCCUCACAUGGCUGAGGACCUGAUCUCCUCCUGCUCUCUGCUCUCACACAGCCUCGUAGCUGCCUCCACAGGUUAUUUCAUCCACGACUUCUUGGACAUGACCUUGAACGAGCCACUUAGAAAGUCCUGGGAGCUGCUCCUCCACCAUUCUGUGGUGAUCUCGUGCUUCAGUCUGGCUGCAGCGUCUCGUCUUUACGUGGGCUUCGCUCUGGUGUCACUGCUGGUGGAGAUCAACUCUGUUUUCCUUCAUAUCAGACAGCUUCUCCUGCUGUCAGGACGGAGGAACAGAUCAGGACCUGAAAUUGCGUCUCCUCGACCGUCUCUCGCCUUCAGCAUCACCAGCUGGCUCAACCUGGGAACGUAG
Acanthochromis polyacanthus (spiny chromis) is the source of this 555-nucleotide messenger RNA. Its product is annotated as TLC domain-containing protein 2. Gene Ontology annotation, cellular component: plasma membrane. NCBI's taxonomy places the organism in Eukaryota, Metazoa, Chordata, Actinopteri, Pomacentridae. The record is from RefSeq and is a predicted model, not a curated record. The coding region runs from base 1 to 555 and encodes 184 amino acids. Gene Ontology annotation, biological process: phospholipid homeostasis; plasma membrane organization; regulation of membrane lipid distribution. The transcript is spliced from 4 exons.